Prunus armeniaca (apricot) is the source of this 1092-nucleotide messenger RNA. NCBI's taxonomy places the organism in Eukaryota, Viridiplantae, Streptophyta, Magnoliopsida, Rosales, Rosaceae. The record is from the annotation of a GenBank genome assembly.
AUGGUGGGUUUCUGGCACAGAUUGGGGACCAAAGGCAAAGCCUUUUACUCAGCGACGCUCUCACCGCCAUGUUCAAGCCCUCUCACUCUCCCUCACAUUUGGGUUCCCACCCAAACCUCACUCUCCCUCUCAUCUGGGUUUCACCCUGUGAAAACAGGAGCUACAGGGCAGACUCGGAGUGCUGCUGAAAUAAUGAGCGGAAAGCCAAUUGCAAAAGACAUAAAUUUGAGAGUAGCUGCUGAAAUAAGCAGAAUGAAAGCUGCCAUUGGAAGACUUCCUGGGUUGGCUGUGGUUUUGGUGGGCUACAGAGAGGACUCACACGCUUAUGUCCAUAUGAAGUUAAAAGCUUGUAAUGAAGUUGGGAUUGAAACUUCCUUUGUACAACUGCCUCAAGAUUGUACUCAAGAUCGACUUAUUGAUGUUGUUUCAAGUUUUAACAGCAACGCAUCUGUGCACGGUAUAAUUGUUCAACUUCCUCUGCCACAGCAUUUGGAUGAGGAAACGAUUAUAAAUUUCGUGAGUCCGGAAAAAGAUGUGGAUGGCUUUCAUCCCCUCAAUAUGGGGAAUCUUGCAUUGCGGGGAAGGGAGCCGUUAUUCAUCCCUUGUACCCCUAAGGCUUGCAUUGAGUUGUUGCUCAGAUAUCGUGUGGAGAUCAUUGGGAAGAAUGCAGUGGUAAUAGGGAGAAGCAAGGUUGCUGGGUUAUCCACUUCUUUCCUCUUGCAGAGGCACCACGCGACGGUUAGCACUCUCCAUUCAUUCACCAACAACCCAGAACAAAUUACUCGUCGAGCUGAUAUUGUUGUAUCAGAUGUUGGCAUUCCAAAUAUAGUCGGAUGCGAUUGGCUGAUGCCAGGGGCAGUUGUAGUCGACAUGGGGACAAAUUCAGUUAAGGUUGUUGUGAAGUUUGGUAAGUUUUCCUGUCCAUUUAAGUGCAAUAACAAAGGAACAAACUACUGUUCAUCUGCCAAGAAAGCAGUCAUUUCUGGUUGCGAUUACCAUAAAAUACUCAAUGCACCAGCAUUAGAGGGUGCAUUGGAAAAAAGUAUCCCAAAUCUUUUUAUUCUAUAUCUUUUGUCCAAAACGGAACAUUGA